AAUACUUUUAAAACUGCUUCAAAAUUCAACAAAAUUGUCCAUAAUUUGGCAUUAAAUCUGUAAAAAUUCUUCCAGGAAUAAAACUGAUGUUAUGGAUGAACUUGCUGGCAACGCUGCGCCGGGAAAUUGGCUCUGCAAUAAAGAGUGGGUCUUCGCGGAGAGCAGGAGCAUAAAGUUCCGUUGUGGCAACAAGUAUCACAGAAGGCGCUUCGAUCCCGCACUGGAGGAGGGGCUACACAAGCGAAAGCGACUCACCCAACUGCCACUGGUGGGCGGUGCUCUGUUCCACAACGCACUGCACAGUCGCGAGGAGGCAACCACAAACGAAGCGGAACCACAGCCAGUCGACAGGAACAACAACAACGAUUCACAGGGUCUAGACGAUCCACAGGUGUGCGACAGCAACAACAACGAUACACAGGAUACAAAGCAGCCUGACAUAAUGGUACUGCCUUUCGGUCUUGGCCCUGACGGGCACCACGUGGAUGCCAUACACAGUGCGCCGGCGCCCAGUGCCCCGCCAGCGCACUCAAUGCCACCGCCAUAUGCGCGCGGACAGACGAACAUCUACACGGGCGUGCCCGUCAUUGUGAAUCCCUACAUCGACUUUAUUGUGGUGAACGGCGACGAUCGGUACAUGAUCCGCUGCGAGCGCAAGUCCGUGGUGGAGCGCAGCGUGGAGCUGGCGAAGCUGAUACACGCCGGACCCAACAGCGGCCGCAAGAGCGACAACCACUUUCAGAUCCUCAAUGUGGACAAGAACGACUUUGAGCUGAUUGUGCGCUACAUGGAGAAGCACUUUAUACCCUAUCGCGAUCACAAACACUUGCUGAAGAUCCUAGAACUAGCCGAUCGCUUUAACGUGCCCGAUUUGAUAAUUUACUGCAUUCGGGAGCUUGAUCUCAGAAUCUCCAGUGCCACCGCGCUGGACAUAUUCAAGGCGCUGUGGUUCUACCAGGGCAUAGCGCUGACCAACCAGCACCAGACAGUGAUCACUACCCAACAGAGUGGCCAACAAUUGGCCCGCAAGCAGGCCUCCAAGGCGAAGGCCGCUGCCAAGCAGCUGGCGGCAGCCAAGGCGGCGCAGGCAGGCGAGAACCCACCCGAGGGCGGGGAUGGGGCGCAGCUCAAUCUCAUACCCAAUCCGAAUCCCUUCACCACCGAAGACUAUGGCGUGGCGCUGCUCCACAACACACUCCAGCUGAUCGACAUGCACGCAGAGCUGAUGCUCUCGAUGCCCGAGAUCUGUGACCUGCGCUUCGAGGAGCUGGAAACUAUAGUCAAGCGCGACACACUGCAACUCCGCUCGGAGGUCACGCUCUUCGAGUGCCUGGCCUCGUGGAGUCUAGCGGAGUGUGCGCGCAAGAAUAUCUUUGGCACUGCCGAAAACCGACGCACAGUGCUGGGUCCCCUGUGCCUCACACCCCGCUAUCUGCGCAUGAGUGCCGCCGAGUUCCGGCGUUGCUGCGAGCGCAUCGAGCUGCUGCCACCAGUGGAAAUAUCUCUCAUCAGUGAUGCCUUGGAGGGCAAAAAGCUAAAGAACCUCACCGACCAGCAGACGGAGCUGAUGGAGAAGUUCCGCCAGCCACGUGCCGAAUAUGCCCGCAUGCCAGUCCAUCUCAGUGAUCGCAGCAGCCCGAAGAACUACCCCAAGAAGAUGCGGCGAGCGAACGAGGGGCGCUCCACGGAGGAGGGUUGCUGGGAGAAGCUCGGCAUGAAUUGUCUCCGUGUCUUUGUUUGCAUAUUCGACUGAUCCGAAGAGUCGGACGAUGAUGAUGAGGAUGAGGAUGAUGGGGAGGAUGAUGAUGAGGAGGAGGAGGAAGAGGACGAUCCCACAUAGACUUGUUGCAUUAACGAAUAUUAGCGCUUAUGAACUACAUAUAUACACGUACAUAUAUAG
Molecule: messenger RNA, 1900 nt
Organism: Drosophila subobscura
Lineage: Eukaryota; Metazoa; Arthropoda; Insecta; Diptera; Drosophilidae
Gene: axed
Exons: 4
Coding region: 92-1753 (553 amino acids)
Biological process (GO): neurogenesis
Cellular component (GO): cytosol
Source: RefSeq, a predicted model, not a curated record